Molecule: messenger RNA, 306 nt
Organism: Rangifer tarandus platyrhynchus (Svalbard reindeer)
Lineage: Eukaryota; Metazoa; Chordata; Mammalia; Artiodactyla; Cervidae
Source: the annotation of a GenBank genome assembly
AUGUCGCAUGAUCUCAGCCCUGCUCAGCAUCCUCGGCUGACCUGGGAGGCCCCCGAGUUUGCCCUGGCCCACUGUGGUCCCCUGCCAGUCUGCUGCCCUCCCUCAGAGCUUGCCAUGCUGAUCUCUGCAUUUUCUGUUCAGGGCCAGCCCACCAUCCCGGCCUCCCUUCCUCCUGAACUACCAAGACCCAAGACAAGGCUUCAGUCCCGGGAAAACAUUCUCGACUCCUGGUGGAUUGAUGACCCUUCUCUGACCUCCCUUCACUUCAGGGGCUUUGUUCCUGGGGGGCGUCUUUCACUGGGUUGA